AUGCCGGAUCUCCAGGAUCAGCCAAGCCACCUCUGCAGUCGUUGCAGCACCCUUCCCCUGGACGCCUUUUUCGACAUCAUACCUAAGGCUAUAGAAUUGGAGCUCGGCCUUUUUUACGACAUUGUUGCCAAAAGCGAGGAUUGCUCAUUCUGCCAACUAGUUGUUCAAGCAUUCUAUGUUCACCUAGACCCACACUGGCAACCAGGAGAGUAUCCCAAUCAAAUGUGUUAUCUACUCGUUGACGAGCAAAAGGCUGCAUCAUCUUCGUCACUGAUCAACGUCUACUGCGAUAUCACGUCUGAGUCUAUGCCAGGGGGAAUCUUUGGAAGCUACAAAUUACUAGGAUUCAUCGGCCUGCCUUUGCAAGACGGGACCAACGACAGCACCCAGAACUUGACGACUAGAGAGUUGAGCUACGAUCUGAUCAGCUCCUGGGUUGAGGAGUGUCGAUUACAUGACAAGUGCAACGUGGGGAUAAGCCCAUAUUUCGAGGGAAACACAGGCAUCUGGCUGGUUGAUGUCCAAGAUAUGUGCCUCGUCCAUCAGCCCUGGAAUUGUCGCUACGUUGCCCUCAGCUACGUCUGGGGAAGCCUCAUAACAUUUCGGAGCCAGAAGGCCAAUUUUCACAGUCUACAACUUCCUGCCUCUUUGAACGGCUUUAUGGGAGAAAUACCACAAGUCAUCCAGGACGCCAUUGUAUUCACCGCCAAGAUCAAGCAACGCUAUCUUUGGGUAGACUCCUUGUGCAUUGUACAAGAUGAUGACGCGUUCAAAGAACGAUACAUCCCUCGAAUGCACCUGAUAUACCAAUCAGCCGUGGCAACAAUCAUCGCUACAACAGGAAAGGAUGCCAACAAAGGUCUGCCGGGCGUCUCUUAUCCUCGUGAGAAACCAAACACCCCAAUCAAGAUUGGCGCUCGACUGCUGGAAGCCAAGUCUCCCGCUCUCUUGCCACUCAUGUGGAACUCGAAGUGGAAGACGAGAGCUUGGACUUUCCAAGAAGCUGUCUUUUCCAGGAACCGGAUCUACCUCACCGAUUACCAAGUGUACUGGGUUUGCUCUUCUCGUCGGGCUUCGGAAAGCGGCACUGCGUACUCCCACCGAAACGUGAGACUUUGGGACAACAGCUCCACCAGUCUUCUUUCACGCUCUGUCGACAUGUCUCGGAGAGACUUUUAUGAGAGUCUUGUCAAAGAAGUUUCAAACAGAAAUCUCUCUUAUCAUUCCGAUUCGCUGAGCGCUUUUGCCGGGCUGCUUUCGAAAAUGGGAGAGAUGUAUGGCUGGUCGUUUGUCAGUGCUAUCCCGGAAAGUAACUUCGAGUCUUUCCUUUCUGGGGGAUGCCUUUCGGCGGUGUGCUUCGACCAAGAGAAAGAGCGAAGCAUGACCCGGAUGUCCAGCUCUGCCGCUCGCCUACCUGUUGUUGGACGGCGUGGGACGGGGAAAGCAGUGACUACAAAGUCUGAGGUCGGAGGUUACUGGAUCAGCGAGAGAACCGGGUUUAAGAAGAUUGGCGAACCAGGAAGCCCCAACGGCCAAAUUCUUGCGUCAUCACCGUCUGAGAAGCAGCCAAAUAUGCCGGAUUCUGAUCAUCUGGAGAUUGAUGUCCCGCCAAACACUCUCAUGUUCAAAGCACAUGGCAUCGUUGCCAAACCUUUCGAGAUUAAACUCCCGAACUUCGACCCGGCUUGCAGUCGUUACUUUCGGGGAAAUUUGACCCGCGCAGGCUGGGUGUAUGACAGCAAUGGACGACACUGCGGAACACUUCGUGGCAUCAAUUUCUCGAAAUAUCAUGACCAAGAGAAAUGGGAAAUAAUUUUGCUGUCGCGCAGCGAUCAAGACGAGGUCCUGCAAGCUAACAUUGACGCUACGCCGAGCACCGACUUGCCUCCGGAGUACCCCUCUGCCAAAGAGUACUACGAAGAAAUAUUCGAUACGACGGCGUAUAAGUACCGAAGAUGGUGGGCCCUAAACAUUAUGUUGGUCGAAAGGAAGGGUAUGUGGGUGGAACGGGUUGCUGUUGGGCAGAUCCAUGCUGACGCGUGGGAGUCCGCUCUUGGGCAGUCAUCUCCGGAAACAAUUUUCUUAGCUUAA
Molecule: messenger RNA, 2091 nt
Organism: Colletotrichum gloeosporioides
Lineage: Eukaryota; Fungi; Ascomycota; Sordariomycetes; Glomerellales; Glomerellaceae
Exons: 2
Coding region: 1-2091 (696 amino acids)
Source: RefSeq, a predicted model, not a curated record